ACCGCCGGAGAGCAGACAUCUAUCCCGGUAAUCCUAAACUGAAGUGAAGUGUUUUGUGAACGCAUGGACGAUAGAAUCACCCCAGGCCCGGGAGAGAGUUAGGAAUGAAUAACACCGAACCCAACACACAAUAAUGAAGCAGCAUAAAAUUCUUGUCUCCUGCUGGAUAUUGUGGAUCAUGCAUUAGUAAUAAACUGAAGCCCUGCUGAUUCGCCACAAGGAUGGAGCCAGCUCUCUUACAUCCCAACAUGCCUGCAGAUCUUCUCCCUGACAGAGAACUGAAAAACACUUCAUCCCCUCUCAUGGUACCUGAGGAUGGGUAUUUGCCACCGGUACCUCUGACAAACAUUAAAAGAAUGCAAAUUCUAGAAAAGAUGAGUGAGAAUUGUGAGUCUUUUUUGCCUCAUCAAGAUGGAUAUUUAAGAGUCCUUGACACUUAUGAGAAGGUCCUUGAAUUUAUCUUAGCAGAAGAAAAGGCUACAGGAAUGCAUUUCAUAGGUCACAGGAAGGAAGGGAUUUUUGACAGACUAGGGAAAGAUUUAAAGGCUUUUAUAGGAGAAGGACGGAAGCAUAUAAGAUACUAUGUCACUGGUGGAACAAAAGGAAGAGGUCAUGAUCCAAUCCCUGUGGAAUAUACUGGUGUCCCAUUUAUUGAAGCAGGAACAUAUGUUAUGGAGUGUCAUAUGGGCAAUGACAGUGGAUUGUGGAUCAAAAAGCGAUAUGCAAAAAGAAGGGAUAUGUUAGAAAAAGAAAAUAGUCAAUGUGUUGUGAAGAGACGAUCCAGGACACUAGAAUCAAAGAAGACAGGCUGUCCAGCUAAGGUUCACAUAAAAAGGAUUCUAAGACUGCCAGAAUUUAAGAUUAAGAAAAACACUGUAGCAACAAGAGAAAAGAAUCGCACAAAGAUCAUGAAAGCCCUGAAAAGUGAGUUGGUAAAUGUUCAUCUUGAACAGGAGUACUACGUUCUCAUGCCAGGUUUGGAGUGCCAUCAGUACCACGCUGCUAAUGUGGUUGCUGGGGUGAUGGUAAGCAAAACAAAAGAUGGAGAAUUACACUUGAACCAAAUUAGAAACUAUCUUGAAAACAGGACGUACUUAUCUUCAGUUGCCCGUAAUGAGAAGAAAAGCAUCAGAACUGCUGCUAAGAAUUUCAGUGUUGAAGGAUCGGUUAUGUACUAUAUUGGUGAAGAUGGCAGUGAAAAACGAGCUGUAUUGUACACACCUGUAGAGAAACAGAAAGCCUUUGAUGAAUUUCAUGUACUACACAAAUCUGGGGAGCACUUAGACUGUACACAAACACUGCUAAUGCUAAAACAGAAAUAUUACUGGAUGAGUAUGUCUGAGGAUGUUGUUACAAUGAUGCAGAGAUGUCAUGUGUGUGAACUUAAGAAGGCCAGUUCUACUGAUCAUAGACACAUUCCCAUAAAAAAAUACAAGAAAGCCAGCCACAGCAGAGAGUCAACCAGGGGAAAGCACAGAAAACAGGCAUUAACAAGAAGUGCUGUGCAAGAACAAUAUAGAAUGAGGGUCAAGGUUGAGAUACCCAGCACAGAGGAAGACAGUAAGAAUUGUUUUCAUCAUGACCUGCUUCCAGUGCAAAAGCAGCCUUUUUAUGAAUCAGAUGACAAGAAACACCUGAAUCUUAGAGCUAAGCAGCAUGGUUCUUUGCAAACUUUAUAUACAUUCCAAGAGGCUCUUCACUACAUUAGAGAAGAAGAGAAAGCCACUGGCAUGCAUUAUGUUGGUCAUCGAAAGGAAGGAGUCUUCGAUAAAGAUGGUCAUGACCUAAAGGCAUUUGUGAGAGAGGGAAGAAAACACAUCCGGUACUGCAUCACUUUAGGUACAAAGGGACGGGGAUAUGAUCCUGUCCCUGUAGAGUACACAGGUGUUCCCUUCAUUGAAGCUGGUACUUAUGUCAUGGAGUGCCACCUAGGAAUGGAUACUGGAAUUUGGAACAAAAGGAGAUAUGCCGCUCGAAGGGAUAGGAUAGAGGAAGAAGAAAUUGCUGUUAUAAAAAGAAGAAAUAGAAUGUAUGACACUAAGAAAAUGGGGUGUCCUGCUAAGGUACACAUUAAGAGAAUUCUGAGAUUGCCAGACUUUAAGAUAUGGCAUAACACAGCAGCUGAGAAAGAAAAAAAUCGCAAGAAGAUCAUAAGUGCUGUGAGAGGAGACAUAGAGGCAGUUAAUUUUGAGACAGAGUAUUAUGUUCUUAUGCCAGACCUUGAAUGCCACAAGUUCCAUACUGUUGAUGUUGUGGCAGGUGUGUUGGUUACAAAGGGAGAAGGAGGCUACCAACACCUCAGUCAUGUUCGACAUUACUUAGAGACUGGGACACAUGCUCGUACUGUGCCCCUCCAUCGAAAAAAAAGUAUAAGGAAAUCUGCAAAGGAGUUUACGAUGGAAGAUGGGUUAAUGUACUAUCGAGGAAAGACUGGUUAUGAAAGAAGAUUUGUUCCUGCUACGGAGGAAGAAAAGCUCAAGGCCUUUAAUGAAGCUCAUAUUCUAAAGUCAGGCCAACAUUUCAGAAAAGCAGACACUGUAAGACGCCUUUUGGAAAAUUGCUACUGGACUGACCUGAGUGAAUACGCCCAAGAAAAUGUUGACAAAUGCGAAGUUUGUAGUCUCCACAAGCUUAGGGCAGCCGAUGUGAAACCCAGCUCAUUAGCUCUUCAGCCAAAGAAAGUAGAUGACGGGCUUUCUGACGGUGAACAUUGUACUCAUGAGGUGGUGCCAGAGGACCGGUUGCGCUGCGGAGUCUGGGGAAGGUGAAAUCCACGAGAGCUUGUUCGAGGGAGAGACCACAGUCAGCACAAUAUAUGAGAUGAGUGAUGGAGGCAGUCUGGUUGUCACGGUUGAUGACGCGCUGGAUAUGGAAGAGGUUGGACAAGGAACGCACAGUAGACACAUCACUAUAAAUAUAUCCUGUGCUGAUUGAAAGCUCGGGGUAUCGUGAGAUAUUGCGCCUGACGGAGGUGGCUAUUCAAGUAAUUUCCCUGACCUGACUUUGGGCUUCGGACUGCAGCAGAUCCAGAGUAACAGUUGGAGGUCAGUGAAUUAAGUUGGACCUCUCGAAGUGGCUUAACUUUGGUGUAUUAAAUAUCAACUGAACUAAAUUUCUUUUUCGUACACGCUUCCAAGAUAAGGUGUACGAACCUCCACUUUAUUGAGCCUUAACGGACGUGUGUGAUAUUCUAGUUUGUGCAAUACUGCAUAGCAUUCAGCAGCCAGAAUUGAUUCACCGGACGAGAACUUGGAUUUUUUAUGGAAUAUUUGGCUGUGCGCUGCACAACUACAAAAUAACGUCUGAGUCUGUUUUUCUUCGUGGUUUUCUUUGUCAGCUCUGCGGCACUCGAGCUGAAAAGAUAUUAUUUGGCUUUGAUCUGGGAGGUUAGUGAUAUCCAGUCUGUUGUUAAUUAAGAGUGUAACGCAUUGUUCUGUGUUCUAUUUCGAGAUAACUCCUAGUGGCUGAGGGAAAUUCGUUGAAAUCCACCAAUUAUGCGUCACACAAAAAGUUUCAAAAGUGAAGCAGAUGUAAUGACAGAAGAGAAGUCAAUGUAGGGGAAUAUACAAAGAAACUUCCACUACUUGGGAAAGCUGCCCGUGGACGUUGCAAAAUACGAGCACGUAUCUGGUGGCCCUUCCCGCACCCCGACGGCGAUGCGAAGGCACCUUUUCUGACGAAUAGCUACAGCCAACGGACGCCAAGACAGCGAACGUUUGGCCGUCGUUACCUUACAGCGCGAAGAAUGAGGGAAAGGACAGGUUUACGCAAGUGAAAUCAAGGAAAAGGAAAAGAAAAAGGCAACCGGAUUCCUCCCCGAAUAUUCCCAGUGAAGGUCUUAAACAGGAGGCGUAAGACCUUACAUUGUGAAGAGCAGGAGGUUCAGCAAAAAUGACCUUGCGACGCAAGAGCCGUCGAAGCAAGACGCACCGGAAUUU
Penaeus monodon (black tiger shrimp) is the source of this 3938-nucleotide messenger RNA. RefSeq lists its product as uncharacterized. Gene Ontology annotation, molecular function: DNA-binding transcription factor activity. Bases 222 to 2768 code for a protein of 848 amino acids. Lineage: Eukaryota; Metazoa; Arthropoda; Malacostraca; Decapoda; Penaeidae. The transcript has 19 exons. The record is from RefSeq and is a predicted model, not a curated record.